CUCUCCCGUUCUCUGGACACGGCGGCGACGAGCAGCAGCGCGCGGCGGCCAUCUGCAGGCGCGAACUAGCCGGCGAGCGGCGGCACUACAGGAACGGCGAGCAGCGGAGGAGGUAGUCAACCAUGGUUUUCCUUCAGGCGGAGAUGUGUUGGAAUGUUCUGAUCCCUGCUGACCAGCUGAGCCCCGAGGGUCUGUUGCUCCGCAAGUCCAUCAUCGUGCGUCUUCUGGAGGACAUAACAAACAGGAAAGCCUCCAGGGACCAUGGCUACUACAUCGCUGUCAAUGAGCUGAAGGCGAUAUCUGAAGGGAAAGUUCGUGAGCUGACCGGAGAUGUCCUUUUCCCGGUCACAUUUACCUGCAUCACCGAGAAGCCCAUGAAGGGUGAGAUCUUAGUCGGCUCUGUGGAGAAGAUCCUGAAGCACGGUGUGUUCCUCAAAUCUGGACCGAUGGAGAACAUCUUUCUGUCAGAGAAGACGAUGAGCGAGUACAAGUACCUUGGCGGCGAGAGUCCGAUGUUCAGGAAGGACCACUCGAAGCUUGAAAAGGAUACCAUCGUGCGCUUCAAGGUCAUGGGCUUCCGGUGGAUGGAAGCAGAUCGCCAGUUCCAGCUCCUCGCAACGCUGGCUGGUGAUUUCCUCGGGCCGCUGUGAAGCGGCUGCUUCCACAGGCUUAGCAUGCCCCCUGCUGUAUAUUUUGUUAUCCGGGCCGAUGGAUGAAUGUGUCUGUAGUGCGUUAAGUUUAACUUGCAGAGUGAACUUCGCUGUUGUAAUGACUGAUGGAACAUGGUUGGUUGGUGUAACCUGGGGCUGCUGACGCAAGCUCUAGCUGUGAUGCCAAUGGCAUUUGGCGAAUCAGCAUAAUGUGAACCAUGACGAACCUGCGUUUUAAAUUCUACUUGCCUGCAUGUGUUGUUGA
This is a messenger RNA of Lolium rigidum, 915 nucleotides long. RefSeq names its product DNA-directed RNA polymerase V subunit 7-like. Bases 123 to 650 code for a protein of 175 amino acids. Gene Ontology annotation, biological process: DNA-templated transcription initiation. NCBI's taxonomy places the organism in Eukaryota, Viridiplantae, Streptophyta, Magnoliopsida, Poales, Poaceae. The record is from RefSeq and is a predicted model, not a curated record. Gene Ontology annotation, molecular function: single-stranded DNA binding; single-stranded RNA binding. The transcript has 2 exons.